UCCAUCAGAGAGACUAACAUAGGACAGAAGUCUUCAGUCAGUUUCUUUGUCUGUCUCCACCAGGAUAAACUCAGCAUGAAUAUCCAGGCGGUUGCCUUCUUUGUCUUCUUAUCAGCUCUGUUUGCUGGAAACAUUCAUCCCGUCACUGCCAGACUCAACAUCUACACCGGAGCUACGGGCGGGAAUGGGACCUUUACUUGUCAUUACCCGGGGCAUUUUAACAGGAUUUUCCUCUGUAAGGACGACUGCAAAGGAGAGAAUAUUCUUGUUGAAACAGAUGCUGAUUUGGCUGCGAAUGGCAGAUACAGUGUCCAAUACAGAAAAGAAAAGGGUGUCAAAUCGGCGAGCACUUUGAUCAUCACCAUCACAGACCUCAAGAAGUCUGACUCAGGGCGCUACAGUAGUGGGUUCGGAUGGGCCAACGACUUGCAAUUUCGCUGUGAUGUUCAGGUCAGAGUCACUGAUGCGCCGUUUCAUGGAAAAUCUAGGUUUGCUUAUACGUAUGUUGAAGGAGAAACCAACACACAUGGAUGCCGCAGAGAUCGCCUCCCUGGAGGGUGGAAGUUCCUAUGCAGGGGCAACUGUGUUAAAGAAGAAGACAUUCUUGUUGAAACCAAUGGCAACGCCGCUCAGAGAGGCAGAUUCAGCCUUGAGUAUAGCACACGUUCCCUAUUUGGACUGGAGAUGACCAUCUCAAACAUGACCAGGUCUGACACUGGAUGGUACAGGUGUGGUUAUGGCAGAGCGCUGACCUCAGAUUCAUACAACACCUUCCCUCUCAUCGUCAUUGCUGAUCCCAGUCCCACUGAGAGUCCCCCACUGACGACUGAACAGACUUCUGAUGACUACUGGUUCAUUUUUCAGGAUACACCACUUACAGAUCCCAGUUCCUCUGAGAGUCCCCCACUGACGACUGAGAAGACUUCUGCUGAUCCCAGUUCCACUGAGAGUCCCCCACUGACGACUGAGAAGACUUCUGCUGAUCCCAGUUCCACUGAGAGUCCCCCACUGACGACUGAGAAGACUUCUGCUGAUCCCAGUUCCACUGAGAGUCCCCCACUGACGACUGAGAAGACUUCUGCUGAUCCCAGUUCCACUGAGAGUCCCCCACUGACGACUGAGAAGACUUCUGCUGAUCCCAGUUCCACUGAGAGUCCCCCACUGACGACUGAGAAGACUUCUGCUGAUCCCAGUUCCACUGAGAGUCCCCCACUGACGACUGAGAAGACUUCUGAUGGCUCCUGGUUCAUUUUUCUGAAUACACCACUUACAGGUCACCUCGUUCCUCUGGUCAUCUGUGUGUGUGUGGCUGGUGUGUUAAUGCUGAUCAUCCUCAUCCUCUACAUCCGCAAGAAAACCAGGAGCAACAGUUUGAUUUGAUUUGAUAUGAUUAGUAUGACCCAUUUUAUACAGACGUAAACUCAGUCUCAUGACAUAAAUAAAGCGGGUAAAAUAAUUAUUGAAAAGUGUCACCAUUUUUUAAGUUUUCUGCUUGU
Messenger RNA from Cheilinus undulatus (humphead wrasse), 1496 nucleotides. Its product is annotated as T-cell immunoglobulin and mucin domain-containing protein 2-like. The record is from RefSeq and is a predicted model, not a curated record. Lineage: Eukaryota; Metazoa; Chordata; Actinopteri; Labriformes; Labridae. The transcript is spliced from 12 exons. Bases 76 to 1380 code for a protein of 434 amino acids.